Molecule: messenger RNA, 1362 nt
Organism: Corticium candelabrum
Lineage: Eukaryota; Metazoa; Porifera; Homoscleromorpha; Homosclerophorida; Plakinidae
Product: nudC domain-containing protein 3-like
Exons: 2
Coding region: 1-1035 (344 amino acids)
Biological process (GO): protein folding
Cellular component (GO): cytoplasm
Source: RefSeq, a predicted model, not a curated record
AUGGAUUCGCGCGACGAGGGGCGUUUCGACGAUCUCUUUCUAGUUGUGCUGCAGCAGUGCGAAAAGUUGGAGCCGUUUUUGGACCACUUCUUUAAUUUCUUAUACAGGAGAACGGACCUCUAUCGUAUCAUGCGUCACCAACACGAUACAAUGGGCUUCAAACCUGGAGUUGCAGAGGAGACGGUCAGAAAGUAUUUUAUGAAGUAUCAGAAAUGGGCUCAUGAGGCAGCUGAAGUCAAAGCUCAGCAGAAGAUGGCAAAGCCAGACGAGAAACAGACAGCACUUAAGGACAACCUUCAACAGCAGCAACAUAUAUCAGUGACACCGCACUCACAAGAGUCACCAGAUACUGUUGUCAAUGAAGACUGUACUCGUGGGGAUAAGAUGAAAACUCAAGACUUACCAGAACUACGUGCACUCCCUACUAAACUGGAUGCUUACAAUGGAUCUGUGACCGACAACUACAUUUGGUCUCAGUCACUAACAGAUGUUGAUAUCAAGGUUCUUGUUCCUGCAGGUACCAGAGCCAAAGACGUGACUGUAAACAUAUCAAACCAACAUCUAAGAGUUGCUUUGAAAAAGCCACACGAGAAAAAGAGUCUAAGUGGCAAAGAGUGGCCACAAGUUUUCAUUGAUGGACGGUUGCCUUACAAAGUGAAAGCGAAUGAAUCGAUGUGGAACAUGGAUGGCAGCACACUCCAGGUAAGUCUGGAGAAAUGUGAAGAACGGAUGUGGAAAUAUGUGAUUGAAGGAGAAACAGAAAUCGACACAUCUACUCUUGAUGCAUCUAAGGACAUUAGCGAGUUUGACAAUGAUGCACAAGCGGCAUUUCGAAAAGUUGUGUAUGAUCACCACCAAAAGAUGCAAGGUAAGCCAACAAGUGAAGAAGAAAAAAUGUGUGACGUAUUGAAACAAGCAUGGGACAAGGAUGGAUCGCCAUUCAAAGGGACUCCUUUUGACCCAUCAGUACUAAAUAUGCAUACUUCAAGUGGGACUUACUUCCCGCCUCACACGGGAGGGGGACAAAUGGACUAGCAUUUCAUCAAUAGCAACAGUCUGUCUAUUGAUGGACAUUUUGCUUGAUCUGUUUUCUGUAGCAGAGACAUGUACUAUAUCAAUGUUCAACAUUCAUUUCAAGAGUAGCAAUGGUUAUGAAUACUCCAGCAUAGUCAAUUGAACAGGAUUGCAGCAAUUGUUAAAUACACUAAAUUUUUAUGGCAGAAUUGCUUGCAGACAGGGAAUAAUGAAUUGAAGUUACUGUAGAGAGUCACCCAUAGAUACUUUCAUCAUAUACUGUAACCUUUGUUGUGUAAGUAUAGGUUAUCGUAUGAUUUGCGUGCUAUGUGGCUGUUACCAGCAUGA